AUGCAAUUGUCGAUGGAAAAUGCCUGGGUUUUUGUGACUGAACAAGUGUCUUUGGAGAUCAAAAUCGGGUCUUAUGUGGAUCAAAUUCAAUGUGAGGUCGUGCCUAUGAAACUUACUCAGGUGGUUCUUGGUAAACCAUGGCACAAUGAUCACCAAGCACGACGAAGCAUGAGCACCAACAACAUCAUCUUAAGGCAUCAAGAAAAGAAACUUGCCUUAAUACCAUUAUCGUUGAAAGGAGUUGCUGAAGAUAGGAGGCAAUUACAACAAGCCUAUGAUGAGGAGCAAGCGAAUCUGGAAGUAGAGAAAUUGUCGAUCAACUGUCCAGAAUCACAGAAGGAGAAAGAGCAAGAGGCUGUCAGUGGUGCAAGAUUCGUUGAUGUGGAUAAAAGUGAUGCUUCCUUAAACUCAAUCCAUGGUGAGGAAGUUGAGGUAGAAGCUGGAGUCGAAGAAGAGAAAGAUGAGGUUUUGGUUGAUGGACUUACUAUAGUCACUUGUGAAGAUGAUGCACAAGUUUUGAUUUCAUCUCAAGAAGAACCAAAAUUUGAAGUAGGAGAGAAAGUUGAAGAAGAGGCAGAAGAAGUAAAAGGAGAUAUUCUUGUUGAUGUUCCGGAUUUGAGUGUGCGAGAAGUUAAACAAUACAAUAAGGAAUCAGAAUGCAAGGGCUGA
Linum trigynum is the source of this 669-nucleotide messenger RNA. NCBI's taxonomy places the organism in Eukaryota, Viridiplantae, Streptophyta, Magnoliopsida, Malpighiales, Linaceae. The record is from the annotation of a GenBank genome assembly.